Molecule: messenger RNA, 1441 nt
Organism: Cucurbita maxima (winter squash)
Lineage: Eukaryota; Viridiplantae; Streptophyta; Magnoliopsida; Cucurbitales; Cucurbitaceae
Product: vacuolar protein sorting-associated protein 27-like
Exons: 12
Coding region: 333-1172 (279 amino acids)
Biological process (GO): protein targeting to vacuole; protein transport to vacuole involved in ubiquitin-dependent protein catabolic process via the multivesicular body sorting pathway
Cellular component (GO): ESCRT-0 complex
Molecular function (GO): metal ion binding; phosphatidylinositol-3-phosphate binding; ubiquitin binding
Source: RefSeq, a predicted model, not a curated record
UUUUGCGCUUUCGUUUUUUCAAAUUCAUUCACUUUAAGGUUGGUUCUGAACGUCGUGUGCCAUCAUCUUCAGUCAACCUCCAUCGUCUUGUCUUAUUCUACCAUUUCGGUGCCUUCAGGUUUAGGAGAAGAGUUGCAGCGCCAGUUCUUGAGGAGAUCCGCUACCAGUUUCCCUUCUGAGCUAUGCAAAACGGAGCAUUUGACUGAGUUCAGCGGUAGGAGUAUCACCGCACUCCGGCGGAUAAGACGGUGGUUUCUUGCAGUUAAAAUUAAUCGGAAGCAUCGAUAGAAGAGUUGGGGAAUCGAGAGGAUCGAGCGGCGGAGAUCACAAAAAUGUUGGCGGAGCCUCCUCCCUUCCAGGAAGCAGCGCGCUGUGAAGUCUGCAAAUGCAGUUUCAACACCUUCCGACGACGGCAUCAUUGCCGAUGCUGUGGAAGGACGUUGUGCCACGAACAUUCUUCUUUUCAAAUGGCCUUGCCGCAGUUCGAUAUUCGUGCCUCUGUUAGAGUUUGUGCUGACUGUUUCAAUAACUCCUCUCAAUCUAGAGAAGUUGGUCGGCCACCGUCGUUACCGUCGUUAGCUGUAGUUGAUCAAGUUGCAGAUACAGUUUCUCAAUUAAACCUUGAUGGGAAUGUAAAUUCUGAGCCUAAGUCUGCUGUGGAGCAUCAACCUGCGUUGAGCAUUUCAGAUUGUAAUUGUGGAAUGCCAUUGUGCAUUUGUGUCGCUCCAGUCCAGUCUACGGAAACAGAAUCUGUUCCUUUGCAGAAGAAAACAGCUUCCACCUCUACUCAGAACAAUUCAAAAGCAAAGAAGACUGAUUCCAAUCUAAGGAAUAGAGGAUCUACUUCCAACAGCAAGCUUCGGAAUCCUGCAGAUGAAUCAAGGAUCAAUUAUGAAGCAAGUGGCGAGGGGUUGAGGGAAGCAAUCAAGAAUGGUGACACAUAUGCUGUCAAGAAACUUUUGAGUGAGGGUGUAGAUGCAAAUUACCAUGACAAGCAAGGAUUGUCUUUGCUGCAUGUGGCGGCCGUCUUUAAUCAGACUGAUAUUGUUUUUGCCCUCAUUGAAAGUGGUGCUAGCCUGGACUACAAAAAUGCUCAAGGAGAAACGCCAUUGGAUUGUGCUCCAGCUUCUUUGCAAUAUAAGAUACGAGAGAAGAUGGUGGGAGGAGAGUGAAGAAGCAACAGCCCACAUCACCUAUUAUUCUAAGGUUUGGUUAUAUCGUCGAUGGAUUGGUCAGUCGAACAUUCGAUGGAUUCUUUGAAUUGAAGGUUGACCAAAUUGAGUUCAACAACUUGUGGGUGAGAUGUGAUUUAAAUCUUUUACCUUUUGGUGAUAUGUGUUACUCGUUGAGUUGUAACACGCUACACGAUGACAAGACAAUGCUUAUGUGGAAAUUUUAAAUAGCGUGACAAAAUUGAACUUUACAUUAUAAUUUGCUUAAA